UUCUCACACCGGUGCUCCAUUUGCUCGCGAGGGUGACUAUUUGGGGAGAUAAACUGCUCGCGCCUCGCUCACUAGCCGCUCUCACCGUUUUUCUCUCACGCGCACUUGUCAACAAGCUCACCUUCCUGCUUCUCAGUCCACCUCUGUCUGCCUGGAGGGAAAAAGGCGAGAGUUUGUUCUCCAUCCUCACUUUGACCUGCAAGACUGUGAAUAACUUUAAGGCAUUUGGAAGUUUUCCUUUUUGGACACAUUUUUCAACCUUAAAAAGUAGCCUAAGUUUCACCUGAAGCUCGGGCUUAGAAGAUGUUGGAUCGUAGCAAGCUAAUUUCAAUGUCACGGCUGUUUGGAUUCCUGGCUUGUCUAUUGGUGACCCCUGUUGUUAAUGCAGACGGUCGAGUGUUUGUGGUGAACCUGAGGAACUCCUCCGGCCUUCAGGGCUUCAGAGAUGCCGAGCGGGCUUGUGCCUCCCAACAUGCUCGCCUAGCAUUAGCACAGGAGCUCCAUCACGCUGUGGUAGACUGCUUCUUCUCCCCGUGCACCCGUGGGUGGCUCUACGGAGGCUUAGUAGGGACUACGGUGUGCAACUUUGUGGGCAGUGCUCUUAAACCAGUGGAUGUGAGAACAGAAAAUGCCACAGAGGAAACUUCACACCUCAACGCCUUUUGCAUUAAAGACAGAGGUACCCCUUGUGGUGACCCUCCAUCCUUUCCUAAUGCCCAUCUACAGGGGCACAGUGGGUAUGAGAUGGGGGAUGAGCUACUUUACACCUGUGUGCCAGGUUAUUUAAUGCCCAGCGGACACAGGGCCUUCAGCCUGCUGUGUGACAGCUGUGGGGAGUGGUACGGACUGGUGGAGAUUUGUGUCAAAGAUGAAACUGAGGGUCAUGUUGACUAUGAAGACAAGUUCACAGAUUCAUAUGGAGAGGCAGAGCACCACAAUGUACCAGAGGAGGCUCACGGCGAGGUGUAUGAAGAGGUGCAUGGGGCGUUCCCAAGUCAAGAGCCACUAGAGACGAGCCUUAGUGACAAAGUGGAGGAUGAACUUCAAGAUCAACAUGAACACCAUGAUGUGGAUGGAGAGUUGAUUGAUAUAAAAUUUGAGACAGGAGGAAAAGACGAGGAAAGGCCUAUUGAGGACUUUGUAGGCCAUCCAAAUUGGGAACAAGGGAGCAGGGAAGUGGCCACAACUGAUGUAGCUCCAGCAACGCAGGCCCCAGUUUCCAUCCUCUCCCAGAAGCACCUGUUCUGGUUCCCCUCUGAGGCAUUCCAAGAGGAAGGCCAUCCUAUCUCUACUAAUCCAGGCACACAGACUAUACAGAGGGCCUCAGGUGCACAAUCAGAAGAAAGCAAAGAGCAGGAGAGCCAAGAAGGGCACGACCACCGGCAGUAUCCUGUUCAUAUUGACGACCAUGAACAUGCACCAGAUGAUGAUGAUCAUGACGCAGAUGAUGGAGAUGAUCAUAACAACAACGACCAUGAUGACGUGUAUGCCCAUGAAGACAGCCAUCAUGAUGAUCAAGAUGACCCUGUUAGUCAACAAGAAGAGGAUGACCGUGAAGAUCCUAUUAAACAUUACAUUCCAGCUCAGCAUGAUCGAAGGGACCGCCAUGAAAAACAUGACGAUCAUGACGACCACUAUGACAUGGGUGAACAUGAAGAUGAGAGGGAUCGCAUUCGCUAUGGAAGCCAGGAGUAUGAUGAUCGGGAUGAUACUUACAAUGAAAAUGAGAGUUAUGAAGAUCCCAAGGAUUUAACGGAUGAUCAGCAAAAUCCUGAUGGAUCAGAGGAGCAUCCAGACCGAGACGACCAUGAUGACGACCAGCACAAGGAGGUGGAAGAUUUCACUGAUCACGAUGAGCAUGAUGAUCAUGAACAUGAUGACCAUGACAGUUAUGACGAUAAUGACAGCCAUGAGGAGGUCGAUGAUGGCCAUCAGCAUGUAAUCUUCUCUGUAGCGAAAGAUAGUCGUCACAACAUCACCCAGAAGGUGACAGAAGGGAAGGCGACCACAGAUGACACUUGGCUGGAUGGCUACCCCGUUGUUGCAGUAGAAACAGAAAAUGGUGAUUCCACAACAGCAGGACCUCAGCCAGAGAGGGAGACUACAGACAAACCCAAUAAUGUGGAACUUAGUAGGCCUAUCCCAUACACAGACUCACCAGAGUCUUCAGAGUCUCACACUGGCCCUUCCUUGGAACAAGAGGGUAUGGAGAAGAUGCUGCCAGGCUUAACCAAUACUCCUGCACCCUCACAGCCUUCAGAUUCCCCUUCAUACCUGGACACCCUGGACUAUGACACUCAACAAGCUGCUCCCACUCGCCCCUGGCUUGGUGGCCCCACUGAGCACCCCUUCCUGGACCAGGACCCAGCUCCACCGAUGAAGGAUGGCGACAUCCUCACCGGAGUGAUUGAGGAGCACACUUUGCCCAUCCUCCCUGGUGAGAGAGGCGAAAGAGGCGAGAUGGAGGGAGAGAUGGGGGAGGCAAUGUGUACAGGCGAAAACUGCACCGCUCCCCCUCCCACCUCCUCCAGUCGUGGGCCCACAGUGGCAGCCAUAAUCGCAGUAAUUUGCAUGGUUGCCGUGGCGGUCCUAGUCGGAGCUUGGUGUUACCGGCGGCAAAAGCAGAAAAGCUCGAUGUAUGAAAUGAAUGGGAAGGGUCAAAGUCAGAGCAGGCAGGGCCAACAAAUAGAGAUGCAGCAGAAAGUAUAAAGAGUGGGAAGAAGAAAGAGGAAGGACUCUGACUGAGGACAGAGACAUUUAGGAGAGUUUUGAAGUUUCAGAUGAAUUUAACAGGAAGCUGCCCCAAUCAUGCCAUAAAAUACUGCAGAAGUGAAGAUUUGAAGGGAACUUAAAAACAGAUAUCUGCCAUGGCCAUGUAGCAAGGCAGAGAUGCAAAAACUUCUUUUUGAAAACAGGGAGACCUGAGGUUUCACAAAGAGAGACCAAACAAGAUCAUUGCAGUACUGCCUCUACCAUUCAUCAACUUUAAGGAUAUUUACUAAAUUUGUUAUGACUACCCAAAAUUUUCUGACUCUUCUAGGCUUGCAAACUGGACAUAUUAGAGGCUCAACUCCGGGGACUGAAAGGGUCAUUAUAAAGAUAUGACCAUAUAGGAAAACCACAAGACACAGGAAGGCAGUCCCUCUCUGCCUGAAUAUAUGAACUAAGACUUUAAACUCCAAAACUUGUGGUAAUGUGAUCUUUUUGGCCUUUGCCUUUAAUGGAAAGGACAGGUGAAGAGACACAGGAAAUGAGGGGAGGAGAGAGCGGGGAUGACAUGCACCAAAAUGGUGACAGGCUGGAAUUUGAACCAGUGCCUUGUGCAUCAAGGAAUUUGUCUAUAUGGGGUGUCUGUUCUAACAACUCAGCUCUACUGGUACCCCCUGUUUUUGUUUGUUUGUUGACUCUGAAACUUCUUGUCAGCUGUUGAUUUAGUUUUGUUGGUCUUGAUUUCAUUUGUUUUUUUGUUUGAUCCAUUAUACUGAUAAAAACUGUUUUAAUCUCCAUGACAAUAGUACAGGUAAUAAAUGACAAAGCUGCCUCCAAAAAAGCAUGACCAGAGUUAGGGGGAUAAUGAUAAGAGUUAGAGCAAAAUAGAGCAUUGACCAAGCAUCCAGGAGUUAAAAUAGUGUUACGGGUUAAAAACAUAAUACCUACUAGCCCCUAACAUCCAGUUUAUAAUAGAAAGAGACAUUCAGUUGAAAAAAAGGACUGGUUUUCAAGACUGGAGAUUCAAGCUGGGUAAGCUCACCUGCAUGCCGGCCAACUGGGCUUUGAGCCUGAUUCGCUCUAGAUGGCGAUGCGAUGAUCGGAGAGCCCAAGCUUCCCUUGAGUUCAGUUUUUGUUUGGUUGGUUUCAUUCAAGUCCGUGGGUGAGUUGGCUGUAGAGACCGGUAACAAGCGAGUUGGCGUCUUCUCAGUCUCUCGGCGGCAGCAAUCUACCUGAGUCUUGUGAUAUCAUUUAAAGGUGACACAGCAGCAGCUUCACACGCACUGCUGGCAUGGUGCAUGCAAUCCAGUGACAUUUCCCACAUGAAAACCAGUUCACAACAAUUUAGAAAACAGAGAAGAAAAGAAGAAGAACUCUAUGAUGCUUAUAAUUCCAACCAGGAGAUGGAGAGGGAAAAAAAGGUGUGAGAUAGCAGGUAGGCAGGUGAAACAUUGAAAGUCUCUGGCUCUGUAGGUUUUGGCAAUCUGCUGAUGAGAGAUAAGAAAUGGCAGUCCAUGAAGAGUGGGUAAUCAACCUCCUAUAGGUCUGCAUGUUUGACAAAAAGUGUGUGUGGUUGUGUGUGCAUCUCAGGUCCGUGCCAUCCAUCGGUCAGCUAUACAUCAUAUUUACUGAUGGCUUUCAGACUAGCCAGAGGUCAAACAUUAUGGUGCUACCAUGGAAACAGAGAAAAACUAAGAUCCCAACCUGCUUUCUUGUAGUUUAAUUUUAAAUGAUUCAAAAAUAGUGUCUAUAAAAAGUAUUCAACUCUUUGAUAUUUUACCCUUUUAUUGAUUUUAUAAAUCAACAAUGGUUAAUAAUUUGGCUUCUUUGGCAAAAGAAAUAACAAAAAAAGCUCUUUAAUGUCAAAGUGAAAACAGACUUUUACGAUGUCCUGUCAAUCAAAUGAAAAUAUGUAAUGUAAAACAACUGACUGCAUAAAUAUUUACCCCCUUCAAGUCAUUAUUUAGUAGAUGCACUUUUGGCUGAAAUUACAGCACUGACUAAGUGUGGACAGGUCUCAAUCAGGCUUGCACAUCUGGGCACUGCAGUUUUACUCUAUUAUUUUUUGCAAAACUGCUCAAACUCUGUCAGG
Messenger RNA from Cheilinus undulatus (humphead wrasse), 4801 nucleotides. RefSeq names its product sushi domain containing 5 (gene susd5). The record is from RefSeq and is a predicted model, not a curated record. Lineage: Eukaryota; Metazoa; Chordata; Actinopteri; Labriformes; Labridae. Gene Ontology annotation, molecular function: hyaluronic acid binding. The coding region runs from base 304 to 2709 and encodes 801 amino acids. The transcript is spliced from 5 exons. Gene Ontology annotation, biological process: cell adhesion; Notch signaling pathway.